Molecule: messenger RNA, 765 nt
Organism: Paraphaeosphaeria sporulosa
Lineage: Eukaryota; Fungi; Ascomycota; Dothideomycetes; Pleosporales; Didymosphaeriaceae
Exons: 1
Coding region: 166-588 (140 amino acids)
Source: RefSeq, a predicted model, not a curated record
CAGCCGCUGGGCGUGGGUGCUGGUCAUACCGCCUUUUCCAGAAUAAGGUCACAUGGGAAGGAAACGCAGGAGAGAACCGGGUCACUUGAUGUGCUGGAGAGAAGCGAUGCGCGUGUGACGUCUCUUCCUCUCCUGGCACGGAAAUUCGAUAGACUCCUACCACAGAUGCUUCUGUGCCUGCAACGCAGAUCGCAAAAUACUGACUCAACAGCCGCUCGCUCACGUGGAAGUGGAUUUUGGGAAACGAAAUGCCACCCGCUGAUCCCACGGCCCUCGCUCAGAAUCUUCCUCCCCGAGUUCCAACCGUCUAGACCCCUACACUUAUCGAUUCCGCACAUUGAACCGCUCGGUUCGUUCGCUAUCAACAAUCAAUACAGCACAAUCAGCACACUAUCCCCUAGAUACAGUAUUCCCGCGGCACAGCGCUCCGUCCCCGAAAUAGAGCCCCCGCCGCUCGCACCGGCAGCAGUGGAGUCUAGGGACACACGGUACCUUGGGCGCCGUUACGCCGCCGACGACAGCUCAGACGGUGGACCUUCCCUUUUGCCAGCGUCAUGGCCCGUCCGGCAGCGCAAGCGUGGACCCUGAACCGUGGUUCGUUUCGCCGUCCAACGUGUAGGACUAGCUGCUGCCAGCCGCACCGCGGCCCCUGAAGGAGCUGCAUCAUGGGUGGAAUUUACGCUUGAGCAAGGGUUCGGCUCCAGAGAGGACGGUAAAGGUAAAUAGACGAGAGAGAAACGCGCAGAGAAAUGCCGAAGCUGUCUC